AUGUGGUCGAAAAUCUCCGGCGCGCUGUCCGGCUCUCGACGAGGCGCACCCGCGGCAGAAGAGCUCGCCGCGCACGCCCCAUCCCACGACGACGACGAGACGGGCGUCUUCUCUGCCGUCCUCAACGCGCACCCCAACCUCUCCGUCUUCCACGACGAUAUGCCGCCUAUGAAGGACCUCCCCACCGUACCGGAGACCAUGAGCCCUCCCCCGAGUCCCGGCAAGAAACGUGGCAUGCUCAAGCGGUUGAGCAAGGUGCCGAGCAGCAUGGGUGUUUCGGGCGAGGGCUCGUUGCCCAGUCCUGGAUUGGCGAAGUUUGGAUUGAGUAAGAAGGUGAAGAGCAGUGUUAAUUUGUCUAGUCAUCGUAAGUCCUUCGCUCCAUUCCACCCGUCGUCCCUUCCGCGCCUAUUUGGGCUUUCUCACUCGCGACUGCGGUUCGAGUUGAUGCGCCCUCCUUCCAUUCCGCCUGUCGUUCUACCGUAUCCAGAAAUUCACUCUGCUAAUGAACGAAUGUAA
This is a messenger RNA of Peniophora sp. CBMAI 1063, 516 nucleotides long. The record is from the annotation of a GenBank genome assembly. Lineage: Eukaryota; Fungi; Basidiomycota; Agaricomycetes; Russulales; Peniophoraceae.